CCGACCCGAGCUCUGUCCAGCAAGCCUAAUGUUCGGAUCAACGAGUCGUCGAGGUUUGUCAAGGAGGAGCAGGAGGAGCUGGACGACGUCUCGCCGUUCAAGAAGCACCGCCGGGAACAGCUGCAAGAGGACCAGCAGAGCGCAGAUCCGCUAUACCCCGAGGCUUAUCCUCGUCUAGAAUCGUCGUCUAUUAGGAAGAGCGUCCCCGAGUUCCUUGAGGAAUCUCAGAAUGAGCUUUCGAGCGAGCCCGUCACCUUGUCUGGGCGGAUUCGAUCGAAGCGCGUCGUGGGAUCCCUCAUCUUCCUCGACAUCACCAACGAGUUUCAAAAAGUUCAAGUCAUGAUCAACAAGAAGAAAGUUGCUGCAGAGCAAGAGUCGCGUGCCCAUAAAUUCCGCCUUUUGAAGAACUUGAUCCAAGUUGGAGACCAUAUAUCGGUCACCGGAACUGCCACCCGUACGAGCACGGGGCAGCUGUCUUUGGAAGCCCGAGAGUUGCCUGAGCUUCUCUCCCCCUCCAUGGAGCAGAUCCCUGAGAAGCUCACGGACCCCAAGACAAAGAUGCAAGAGCGCCAUGUCGAUAUGCUGGUGAACCGCGAUGUCGUCGAUGUCUUGAGACUGCGAUCAGAGAUCAUGAAGCAGAUCCGCGACCAUUUCCACUCCAAGCGCUUCCUUGAGUUCCAGACGCCAAUCCUCGCCGAGAACGCCGGUGGUGCAGUUGCGCGUCCGUUUGUGACGCGAGCCACAGAGUUCCGAGGCAAAGAUCUGGCUCUUCGAAUCGCACCCGAACUAUGGCUGAAGCGCCUCGUUGUCGGCGGCGUAGACAAGGUCUUCGAGAUGGGCCCUGCCUUCCGAAAUGAGGGCAUCGAUGCCACUCACAACCCCGAGUUCACAAUGUGUGAAUUCUACAGCGCCUAUACAAACCUGCCCGACCUCAUCAAGGAGACGGAGGAGCUGAUAUACAGCCUCGCAAAGCGCUCCCAGGAGCUCAUCUCCACAGAGCUCACCACUCUACCACCCAUCGACCUCAGCAAGUUCGUCCGGCCCUUCAAGCAGGUGGAAUUCAUCCCGGCGCUGGAGGAAGCAAUCGGCAUCCGCCUGCCGAAGCUCACCGUGGAAGACGGCGCCCUCGCCGAGCUCCUGGCCGUACUGAAACUCUCAGGAAUUGAAGUUCCCGGAGAGGUGCCCACGUCUCUGCCGAAGCUCCUCGACCGGCUCGCCGCGACGUACCUGGAGCCCAUGUCCUUUACCGAACCAAUCUUGAUCACGCACCAUCCCGCCUGCAUGUCGCCCCUGGCCAAGAGCUUCCUCUGCCCAAAGACGUAUCAGCUCGUGUCCGCCCGCGCGGAGCUCUUCAUCGGCGGCCGGGAACUCGCCAACAUGUACGAAGAGGAGAACAACCCCGAGGAGCAGAAGCGAAAACUCGCCGUCCACCGCAGCCUCGUCAACAAGCCCGACGGCACCGUCGGAUUCGCCGAGCCGGUGGCCGCAGACGGCGACGCCGCGCAGCCGCCGGCCGAAGCCGUGGAAGAAGAGGACGAGUGGGAAGCCUCGCCGCUGGACCAGAGCUACGUCAAGGCCCUCGACUACGGCCUUCCCCCUACCGGUGGCUGGGGAUGCGGUGUCGAGCGUCUGGUGAUGCUCUUUUCGGGCGCCAAUCGCAUCAGCGACUGCUUGAGCUUUGGCACGGUGCGAAAUGUGGUUGGAUUGUCGGCUGACGAGAAGGGUGGUGAG
This is a messenger RNA of Trichoderma reesei QM6a, 1731 nucleotides long. RefSeq names its product Aspartyl-tRNA synthetase. The annotation marks the transcript as partial. The transcript has 2 exons. NCBI's taxonomy places the organism in Eukaryota, Fungi, Ascomycota, Sordariomycetes, Hypocreales, Hypocreaceae. Gene Ontology annotation, molecular function: ATP binding; lysine-tRNA ligase activity; tRNA binding. Gene Ontology annotation, cellular component: mitochondrion; cytoplasm. Gene Ontology annotation, biological process: mitochondrial lysyl-tRNA aminoacylation. The record is from RefSeq and is a predicted model, not a curated record.